Messenger RNA from Malassezia globosa CBS 7966, 168 nucleotides. RefSeq lists its product as uncharacterized. The transcript has a single exon. Lineage: Eukaryota; Fungi; Basidiomycota; Malasseziomycetes; Malasseziales; Malasseziaceae. The record is from RefSeq and is a predicted model, not a curated record. Bases 1 to 168 code for a protein of 55 amino acids.
AUGAGUGUAGAGGAAGCCUUGGCCAUGCCAGAGUUUGGUGUCCAGCAAUAUAUUGCGGCGCAAGUGCAGUAUUCACCCAAGGCUGUGGAAAGGUUGGUACGGAUUCCCGAACAGGACGGUAAUCCUGUGUUCGAUAGGAAUGAGUGGAUCUAUGAACACUUGAAGUAA